AUGAGUGUGGGCGCGAAGAAGCAAGGCGUGGCGGGCAGGACCCGGGCGCCGGCUUUCUGCUUGUUCCCCUGUUUAGGCAGGGAGCGCGCGAGAGGCCUCGGGGCCGGGCGGAGCCGGCGCCGGGUGGCGAGGGGAACGCGCGGGGUGGGUGUGGCGUCGUGGGCUCCGGCCUCUACUGCUCCCGGCUCCGCUGAGGAGAAAGUCCACUUUUCGCCCCUUUUGGAGCUUUCUCAGUACCAGUGGGGUCGGCCAUCCUCCUUCCUCCCAGUCGCCGGACGUGGGGGGAGGGAGGGGCUCCCACGGAGAGUUGUGGCCCGGGUCGCUUGGAGUGAGCUUUCCAGCCCUGGUGCCAAACACCUUCUUCCUUCCUUUCGUGGGAAUACAAAUUUGCUCAUCAUGCCAACAGAAUCUGUGGAGAUUGAUGAUGCAUUAUACAGUCGACAGAGAUACGUUCUUGGAGAUACAGCAAUGCAGAAGAUGGCCAAGUCCCAUGUUUUCUUAAGUGGUAUGGGUGGUCUUGGUUUGGAAAUUGCAAAGAAUCUUGUUCUUGCAGGGAUUAAGGCACUUACUAUUCAUGAUACAGAAAAAUGCCAAGCAUGGGACCUAGGAACCAACUUCUUUCUCUGUGAAGACGAUAUUGUUAAUAUGAGAAACAGGGCCGAAGCUGUACUUCAACAUGUUGCAGAAUUAAAUCCAUACGUUCAUGUCACAUCAUCUUCUAUUCCUUUAAAUGAAACCACAGAUCUAUCCUUCUUAGGUAAAUACCAGUGUGUAGUUCUGACUGAGAUCAAACUUCCAUUGCAGAAGAAGAUUAAUGACUUUUGCCGUUCUCGGUGCCCUCCAAUUAAGUUCAUCAGUGCAGAUAUACAUGGAGUUUGGUCACGGUUGUUUUGUGAUUUCGGUGAUGAAUUUGAAGUUUUAGAUACAACAGGAGAAGAACCAAAAGAAAUUUUUAUUUCAGAUAUAACGCAAGCUAAUCCUGGCGUUGUUACUUGCCUUGAAAAUCAUCCACACAAACUUGAAACAGGACAGUUCCUAACAUUUCGAGAAAUUAAUGGAAUGACAGGCUUAAAUGGAUCUACGCGAGAAAUAACUGUGUUAUCACCAUUUUCUUUUAGCAUUGGUGAUACUACAAAACUGGAACCUUAUUUACACGGAGGCAUAGCUGUUCAAGUUAAGACUCCUAAAACAUUUUGCUUUGAACCAUUGGAGAGGCAGAUAAAACAUCCAAAGUACCUUAUUGUGGAUUUCAGCAAACCUGAGGCAUCUUUAGAGAUUCACUCAGCCAUGCUUGCCUUGGACCAGUUUCAGGAGAACUAUAAUCGCAAGCCAAAUAUUGGAUGCCAACAAGAUUCAGAAGAGUUGUUGAAACUAGCAACAUCUAUAAGUGAAACCUUGGAAGAGAAGCCGGAAGUAAAUACUGACAUUGUGCGUUGGCUCUCUUGGACUGCCCAAGGCUUUUUACCCCCACUUGCUGCAGCAGUAGGAGGUGUUGCCAGCCAAGAAGUAUUGAAAGCUGUGACAGGAAAGUUUUCUCCUUUGUGCCAGUGGUUAUAUAUUGAAGCAGCAGAUAUUGUCGAAUCCCUAGGCAAACCUGAAUGUGAAGAAUUUCUCCCACGAGGAGAUAGAUACGAUGCAUUACGAGCCUGCAUUGGAGACACUUUAUGUCGGAAGCUACAGAAUUUGAAUAUCUUUUUAGUAGGAUGUGGAGCCAUAGGCUGUGAAAUGUUAAAAAAUUUUGCAUUGCUUGGUGUUGGCACAGGCAAAGAGAAGGGAAUGGUUACAGUAACAGAUCCUGACUUGAUAGAAAAAUCCAACUUGAAUAGACAGUUCCUGUUUCGUCCUCAUCAUAUACAGAAACCUAAAAGCUAUACUGCUGCUGAUACAACCCUGAAAAUAAAUCCUCAGUUAAAAAUAGAUGCACACUUGAACAAAGUAUGUCCAGCCACUGAGGCAAUUUACAGUGAUGAGUUCUAUACUAAGCAAGAUAUAAUUAUUACAGCAUUAGAUAAUGUGGAAGCCAGGAGAUAUGUAGACAGCCGUUGCUUAGCAAAUCUACGGCCCCUCUUAGAUUCUGGAACAAUGGGCACUAAGGGACACACUGAAGUUAUUGUACCUCAUUUAACUGAAUCCUAUAAUAGUCAUCGGGAUCCCUCAGAAGAGGAAAUACCAUUUUGUACCCUAAAAUCCUUUCCUGCUGCUAUCGAACACACUAUACAGUGGGCAAGAGAUAAGUUUGAAAGUUCCUUUUCCUACAAGCCUUCAAUAUUUAACAAAUUUUGGCAAACCUAUCAAUCUGCAGAAGAAGUCUUGCAGAAGAUACAAUCUGGACACAGUUUAGAAGGCUGUUUUCAAGUUAUUAAGUUACUCAGCAGAAGACCUCGAAAUUGGUCCCAGUGUGUAGAAUUAGCAAGAUUAAAGUUUGAAAAAUAUUUUAACCACAAGGCUCUUCAGCUUCUUCAUUGUUUCCCUCUGGACACACGACUGAAAGAUGGCAGUUUGUUUUGGCAAUCACCAAAAAGGCCCCCGUCUCCAUUAAAAUUUGAUCUAAAUGAAUCUUUGCACUUCAGUUUCCUUCUGAAUGCUGCAAAAUUAUAUGCUACAGUCUAUUGCAUUCCAUUUACAGAAGAGGACUUAUCAGCAGAUGCCUUGUUGAAUAUUCUUUCUGAAGUAAAAAUUCAGGAAUUCAAACCUUCCAACAAGGUUGUUCAAACAGAUGAAACUGCAAGGAAACCAGACCAUGUUCCUAUUAGCAGUGAAGAUGAGAGGAAUGCUGUUUUCCAACUACAAAAGGCUAUUUCAUCUAAUGAAGCUACUGCAAAUGACCUUCAGAUGGCAGUGCUUUCAUUUGAAAAAGAUGAUGAUCGUAAUGGACACAUAGAUUUCAUCACAGCUGCAUCAAAUCUUCGUGCCAAAAUGUAUAGCAUUGAACCAGCUGACCGUUUCAAAACAAAGCGCAUAGCAGGUAGAAUUAUACCUGCUAUAGCAACAUCCACUGCUGCAGUUUCUGGCUUGGUUGCACUGGAAAUGAUCAAAGUAGCUGGUGACUACCCUUUUGAAGCUUACAAAAAUUGUUUCCUUAACUUAGCCAUUCCAAUUAUAGUGUUUACAGAGACAUCUGAAGUAAGAAAAACUGAAAUCAGAAAUGGAAUAUCAUUUACAAUUUGGGACAGAUGGACUAUACAUGGCAAAGAAGAUUUCACCCUCUUGGAUUUCAUAAACGCAGUCAAAGAGAAGUACGGAAUUGAGCCAACGAUGGUGGUACAGGGAGUCAAAAUGCUCUAUGUUCCUGUAAUGCCUGGUCAUGCAAAAAGAUUGAAGUUAACAAUGCAUAAACUUGUGAAACCUUCUUCUGAAAAGAAAUACGUGGAUCUUACUGUGUCAUUUGCUCCAGAUACUGAUGGAGAUGAAGAUUUACCUGGACCUCCAGUAAGAUACUACUUUAGUCAUGACACUGACUGACAGAACUUGUCUUAAAUUUACUCUAGGACUACUUGAUUUUGGAAAGGAAUGCAUUCAAUUCAGGAGCUAAAAAGAUCAGCUCGUAAUGCUAUGGAUUUCUGUUUGAUGAAGCCUUAAUUUAACGGAAACAUCAGUGGAAAACUACACUGAAGAUUUAUAAAGCAUUUUGAAGCAUAGUAUAUACUUGUGUAGUGCUUCAUGUGUGGAUGUGAUGCGAUCACAAGCAACUUUGAACUGGAAUGCCAUUUUUUAAUGCUUACAAAAAAUUUGUGUAUUAACCUCUCUGGAUGAAAAGAAGGAAAAAUGCAUAUCCAAGGCCAGAAGAGAUAAAAAAAAUCAAGAAAUUGAAAGUGACAAGUGCAGCUAUCCAAAAAGUUUAAUCCUAUUUUACGAAUUUCUUUUUGUUUAGUAUUUCAGGCCCAUUUUUCUAUACAAAUAGCAUUUGGCUCUAUGCACCUCUCAUGACUAGACUUUGGAUUUAACACCAGUAGGAAGAGGAAGGAUGAUAACAGUGGUUGAAGAAUAGACAUUUAAAAUUGUACAGUUUACUGUCCUAUUACCUCUGCUAGUUUAACCAGUUUGUUUUAUCACUGUCCCCUCAAAAGCAGGAUCUUUGUUAAUAGCAUCAGUGUUGUGAGUUAUGAGCGUGUCCAGUGAUAGGUGUUAAACUGGAUAAAUGUUAACAAUGUUAUAUGGACUCUGAUGUCCUUCUUAUAGAAUCCAUGAAUGUGAACAGAUAAAUAUGGCUAGUUAUUUGAUUCUUCAGUAUGCCUUCUAAUGUGGCUAUUUUAUUUAUUUGAAACUCUAAACCUGAUUGUCAGAGUAUAUAAGACUAAAAGUUUUUGUAGAGAGAGUGUCCUUAGAAAUAGAUGAAAAGUAGAAAUUAAAAAAAUUAUCACUAGUUGAGUCUUGAUUUUUUUUUCUUCCAACAACCUAAUGGACAGAAAAAAACAAUUUAAUGUUUUAUUUUAAAGGGAAAUAUAUUAUUUAAUUCCACAUUCCCAGAAAAGGAAUUGACAAAGAUAAAAAUUUAUAUUUUUAGGUCUUUACUGAUAGAAACUUUCUGUUUCUGAUAAGAACUAUUGCGAAUGUUCAUAGAAAUAGUUUCAUUAAAAUGAUGUAAAGUACUCAACACUGAAUUCGGUGAAAAUAGCAAAUAUUUCUUUCAUUUCCUAGGCUACUAUGCAUUCUUAAGCAAUUUGCAUUAUUUUACACAAAAUAAGUUAUUUCUCUCUAGCUACUUUCCUUCUGCUCUCCCGUUCAGACCAUUAAUAGGUACUUUGAUAAAUUAAAAACUAGAUUCAGGCCAGUAUUACUCCAGUUUGGUGUCUUUUCAUACUCUGUACUUAACCUCCAUUUUUUUCUGCUUACAAGUAGUUUAAAUUACUUAAGUCAGCCAGCUCUAUUGUUUCAUUCUUUUGUAAAAGUGUCAUCCAACUGGGAAAAUAUAUUUGGGAGUGGAGGGUGAAUUUGUAUGAUUAAAGGAUGAUCUUUGCAUUGGAGGUGAGGAUAAAUGGACAGGAUGAGUUUAAAGGAAAUGGCUACCUUUCAAAUAAGCAGUUUAAUUUUGAUUCACCAUAUCCUACCCUCUCCCAUCAUUUAUAUUACAAGUAUAAUGUUUAAAAUUAGUAUACUCAAAGUUGAAUCCAGGAAUAUCAAAGCUCUAUGGCUUGGAACUUCUCUAAGAAGCUAGUUUCCCACUUUCACUUGUUUUGUGCUCUAUGACAGUGACUGGUAUUUUCCCAGUAGUAUUCAGUAAUUCUCAGUUGUGAUCUAAUCACUUGUUUAUAUUUGAUCUAAAUCUCCACAUCUCUUCAGAAUUAAAUUUAGCACUAUGCUAUCAGUUCUUAUUUAUAGAGAUCAGUACUUUAGCAGAUUCAAACAAAAUUAACAAGGAUUGAAUUCAUUUUAUGAUUAAACCUGAAACCAUUUUGUCUUUUUUUUUUUCUGUAGGUAAUGGUUAUUGCCAUUAAUCUCUUCUAUUUAGUUCUACUCAGCUGGAAAGCCAGUGUGAAUUUAAUGACAGUUUUUUCAUUAUCUGUUUUAUUUCUGUACCAUGAGAUCACUGUUGGUGAUUGAAAUAUCAGAUGCAAAAAUUAGUGAUUAGACGGUACAACUGAGUGAUUUUUUACUUAUUAAAAAUGAUUAAGUAAUUUGACAGUAUCUUUGUAAAUCCUGUUCCAUAGCUGACUCCAGAGAUUCCAGUUUUACUCUUCAUUUUAUGAGUAGUGUUGCCUUGGUGUUUCCUAGUUUUCAAGGUUUGCAAUCAUUGAGACACAACAUUCACUGGAUAUGGAGGGACAUUACUUUGAAGUGCUUUUGGCUCCGGGAAAUUCUCUUAAACAGUUGAAGGGAAUGGUGGUGACCUUGUAAAACCUAGAAAAUCUGGUAAAUCCUACACUGUUGAUUGGGGAUUUCUAAAGUCCAUUCUUUUUUUAGAAUUCAGAGCAUUAUGUUGCUCAUCUGUAAGUUCCUCUAAAUUGUCCCAAAGGUAGAACUUGGAAAUAGAUAUGUAUCUUUAUUUUUAUUUUUUGGCUAUUAUAGCACUCCCUGGUGGAGCCAAUGACAAGGCAUAAAAUAAGUCAAGAAUGUUUAAAGUCACUAUCUUAUAAUUGGAAAAAUGAAGACAGAAAAUUUGUUUUCUUGUGAUCUUGAGGGGAAAACAAUCUCUUAACCUAAUAAUCCUUUCAACUGUAAUGAAUGUUACCAAAAAUUCACUGUGAUUGUGAAUAUAUAACCAUUUAGUAUAUAAUCACUAGAUACGGGUUUAACUAAUUUUACUUUUAACAAAUUUAAAAUUUAAUCAGGAAAUUGCAGUCUUGGGGGUCACAGUAAGUAUUCAGUAGGUAAUUUGUUCAUUUUUCUCUUGCCAUGUCUUAGCUUUAUUUAUUUAAUUAAGAUAUAUGUAUAUAUAUAUUCAAGAGAGUACAUAAAAUAUGAAUACACAACUUAAGAAAUAAUUUUAAAGUAACUACUCAAACAGCUCUCGAAUCAAUAGAACACUGACAACAGCCCAGAAACUCCCUUGGUAGUCCUUCCCAGUCACAGUCAGCUUCCCUACAUGUACCCUCUGGCAGCUAGUAUUGUCCCUUUAGUGAUAACUGUGUCUUUGUUUUUAUUUAUAGCAUUACCACCUAUGUAUAUACCUAAACAUUACAGUUUACUUUUGAUGGUUUUUUUAACUUAAUAUAAAUAGAAUCAUACUGUA
Molecule: messenger RNA, 6670 nt
Organism: Vicugna pacos (alpaca)
Lineage: Eukaryota; Metazoa; Chordata; Mammalia; Artiodactyla; Camelidae
Source: RefSeq, a predicted model, not a curated record